Messenger RNA from Exophiala xenobiotica, 2175 nucleotides. RefSeq names its product tRNA dimethylallyltransferase. The transcript is spliced from 2 exons. Gene Ontology annotation, cellular component: mitochondrion. Gene Ontology annotation, molecular function: tRNA dimethylallyltransferase activity. Lineage: Eukaryota; Fungi; Ascomycota; Eurotiomycetes; Chaetothyriales; Herpotrichiellaceae. Gene Ontology annotation, biological process: tRNA modification. Bases 76 to 1371 code for a protein of 431 amino acids. The record is from RefSeq and is a predicted model, not a curated record.
GUACGGGCAAGUCAAAGAUAGCUAGCAGUUGAGUUAGCCACACAAUUCAAUGGCGAAAUCAUCAACGGUGAUGCUAUGCAAAUGUACAAAGGGUUGCCAAUCAUCACGAACAAGAUUCCAGAGCACGAGCGCAAUGGUGUACCUCAUCACCUACUCGAUUUUGUUAGGCUGGAGGAGCAGCCGUGGACAGUAAACCAGUUUGUCAAAGAAAGCAAUCGCAUUAUCCACGACAUCAGAACUCGAGGCAAGCUUCCCAUAGUCGUUGGUGGGACGCACUACUACACCCAUGCUCUCUUGUUUAAGGACGCAACCUUAGUCGACGAGGCUGCAGAAAGCAUACCUGAUGAUGAUCAAGUGGAGGGAGUGGAAGACGACUAUCCGAUCCUGUCGAGACCGACCGAAGAAAUCCUGCAAGCGUUGCAAGAAGUUGAUCCCGACAUGGCGAGGAGAUGGCAUCCCAAAGACAGGCGGAAAAUCCAGCGAUCGCUCCAGAUAUGGCUGAAGACUGGGCGAAAGGCUUCAGAAGUCUAUGCAGAACAGCAGGAAAGAAGGCCACCUAGUCGGCCAACAGACAAUGAUGCCGAACGCCCUCGGCUUGGCCAAGAGGCUAGCAUGGCUAAUGAAGAGGCUGCUCUGCGUUACCCAACAUUGCUGCUGUGGUUAGAAGCUGAAGAUGCCGUGCUGAAAGUGCGGCUCAAUGACCGGGUUGAUGCGAUGGUCAAUCGUGGCCUGAUCGAUGAUGCAGUUGCUCUGACGAACUUCGAAAAAGAACUGUUCCAGCAAGGUGUCCCAGUGGACAAGACUAAAGGGAUAUGGGUGUCCAUCGGCUAUAAAGAGAUGGCAAGCUGGCUGGAUGGAGGGCAGACCCCUGAGCCCAAGUCUCCUCAAGCAUCUCGCGCCUUGACCGAGGCCAUUGAGUCUGUCAAAGCCGGCACCAGGCGAUAUGCGAAGCGUCAGAAUCGCUAUAUUCGGAUCCGACUGGCCAAUGCAUUGGAAGGAGCUGAUGAAUUCGGCAUGCUGUUUCUCCUCGAUUGCUCAAAUCUUGACAAUUGGGAUACUGAAGUGGCAGCCCAAGCACAGAGACUUGUGCGGUCGUUUCUGGUCGGUGAAAAGCUCCCUGACCACAAAAGCCUUUCCGAGCUGGCAGCUAAAAUGCUCUCCGCUGCUGAUGAGCAAAAUCUAGGGAGCGACCGUGUUGCGAGAACAUGUAACACGUGCGAUAAGACGUUGAUGACCGAAAAAGAAUGGAAUGGUCAUCUCGCAAGUCGAGGGCAUAAGAAAGCUGUUGCAGCUCAGCGAAAGCGGGAAGCGAGAGCCAGCCAAGAGCCGGGGCAGCCUCAUACUGCAUCUUCGACCGCGGCUGAGGACUGAUUUUCUAGAGUCCAGUGGCCUCAAAUCCUUCCUGGGUGGCCUAGGCAGAAGGUUGAGCUGUACCGUGACAACCGCAUGGUUCAUCCAGGCUCAGGUACUUGACCAUUUCCAUUGAUAUGCGCGGUCCCUGCCGAAUGCUGAGUGGGAUACGCAGCCAGUUCCUUACUACGCCAGUCCAAAAAGGCCUGCGAGAGGAUAUCUCCGUGACCAGUUUCUUCGAGCUUGAAAACUUCAAUCACAGGAACCUUUUCCCGCUUUCUGAUACGCCAGACACCGUCUUCAGUCAUGACGCCUUUCAACCCUAGAACCUUUCAGCCUGUCACACGGACAAUUUUGGGAGGAAGAUGCUUACACUCGAGAAAGCUUGCAGCAAAAUUGAUGCAGAUCUGGCCAUCCCACAGAUAUUUACCCUUUUGUCGGACUUUAUCUGGUAUUGUCUGAGUUUCGAGCUCUUCGAUCCGCUCCAAGAUCCCUUGGGGAGUUCGAUAUCCGACGACAAUCUUAGGCACGCCGAGCAGAAAUGAUUGAGCCCAGAAUUUCAACAGCUUUCUUUCAAACUUGAUCUGUUCGCGCUCGUUGACGACUGCGGCUGUGGUCUUCAGUUCGACCCAAUUGACCGGCUGGGAUUUGUCUUCUGGCUUGAAGUCCAGCACGGCGUCUACUUCUCCGCCAAUGAUCAUUUUGAUCUUGCCUAGACCAGUACGCACGAUCGAGCAGUAUUGUGCAUAAUUGCUCACGACCUGGUCCUCGCGUGACUCGAUAUGCUCGCGCGAUACGAGCGACCAGGGUUCCGGUAAGAGCGAG